GACAUUUGAAACAUGGAAUUUCUGUACCGGUCAACGAUUGCUGUUUAUGAAAUUGGAUCAUGGAUUUUAUUCUGUCAAAAAAAUCAAAUCAAAAAGAAACAUCCAAUAUGCCGUUGUUUACUCGUCGCGAAGAAGAACUUCAAAAAUUGUUGGCCGAAGAACGGAAAAGAAGUGAACAACGUAGAAAUAAUUAUAAUAGUUUAAAAGGUGAACAUCUUAAACUACAAGAUCAAUAUCUAAAUCUUCAGGCCGAAAUGAAACAAAUAUUAGAAGAAACGGUCUAUUUUAAGGAAAAGAAAAAAGAAGAACUUGAAGAACUGUUGAAAAUAAAUGAAACGAAAUCUAAACAAAUUGAAAAACUAGAAAAAAAUAUUCGUGAAAAUGAUCCAGAGAUAUUAAGGAUAAAACUAAUUGAUGAAUUAGAUGAACCAUUGAAAAAAGCUGAAAAAGAAAAAGAUAAACUGAAUAAAGAUAGAGAACGUUUAUGCAAUGAAUUGAAACUAUAUAAACAACAAAUUGAACAUAUGGAAAAAGAACAUUUAGAUGCUAUCGAAAAAAUUAAAUUAUCAUAUGAAGUAGAAUUGAAUUUGAUCAAACGAGAAAAGGAAGAGAUUCGAAUUCGUUUGGUUGAAGCAAGUCAAGUGCCCGAUGUUAAAAAGUUGAUUGAUUUAAGUGAAGAAAAUUCUCGAUUAAAUCGUCGAUUACAAUCAGCACAAGAUAUAAUUGAACAAGUAGAACAAAAAUAUAAACAGAUACAGCAACAAAUACAAGAUUUAGUUUUGGAAAAUGAACAAAAAGAAAGAAUUCAUGAAUCGAAAAUCGCUCAUUUACAGGAACAAAUCAACGAAUAUAAACAAGAAAUUAAAAACUGCAAGAUUGAAUUGAAUGUUCGAAAUUCUGAGAUUGAAGAACAUCUAAAAGAGAUUGGCCAUCUGAAACGAAUGUUGGAAAAAUAUAAAUUUGAUAUUGAGCAACAACGGAUAUUGUUUGAUGGAGAAAAAGAAACGAUCGUUUCAAAAAUGAACAAUGAAAUAAAAUUAUUAAAUCAGACUAAAGAUUCAUUCAAAGAAGAGAUCAAAAAACAGAAAGAGCUUUUAGCCCGCAAAGAUGAGUCAAUAGCAGAAUUAGAAAAAAUCAUCGAGUCUAAAGAUAAGGAAUGUGUUGAGAAAAUAAAUUCAUCCAUCAAUGAAGAGCUAGAAAAGUUAACACGAUUAGAACAUGAAAAGAAAUCAUUGGAAUUGUCAUUGGAAGAUUGUCUCAAUGAAAAAAGAACGUUUUCAUUAGAAAUGGAAAAACAACGACGACAUAUUGAACAAUUGAAUGAAAUAAAAAAUGGUCAAGAAAGAGAAACAAUGUUGUUACGAGCCAAAUUAGAAACACAAGCAUCCGCUAUUGAAGAAUUGGAAAAAAUUCGCAAACAACAUAUUGCAUUACAUGAAGAAGUUAAUCGACUUAAAUUAGAAUCCUAUGACAAUGUUGUCAACAACAAAGAAUUAACACGAAUGAAUCAAAAUAUGAAAGAGGAAAUUGUUCGUCUGAAAGAACAAUUGGAAGAAGAACGUCGUCAUCUAGAAGAGGUAAAUAUUUCGAAUGAGAAACAGAUAUCGAAAAUUUCCAAUCGUUUUGAUGAAGAGCGAAACGAAUUACGUGAAAGAAUUAAUCGAUUGGAAAAGGAAAAUUAUAGAUUAAGAACAACAAUCCCUGCUACAAAACCACAGGAUGUUUAUAGGAUAAAAGCAAGUGAUUAUUCACGUUUAAAAGCUCGACAAUAUGCCAAAAUUGCCGAUCGUCUUAAUUCAUUAUUAGAGCAUCUUCAGGUCAACAAUGAUCCAAAGGAAAACAAUGUUGACAUAAAAUCGUCUUGUCAAAACAACCAUUCAUCAAGUCAUGAUCCUAAGAAAAAUGAUCCCGAGCAAGUUGCAGGUUCUUCAUCAAAUUCUACGAAGCUAAAAUCAUGAAACACUGCCAUAAUUUUGCGCCUUAUAAUUUCAAUUUUGUUACGUACUCUAAUGAUGGGAUGACUAUCCAUUUAAUAUUAACGCGUGUUUUUCAAUUUUUGUUUUCAUCAAGAAUUUUUCUAUUUAUU
This is a messenger RNA of Dermatophagoides pteronyssinus (European house dust mite), 2086 nucleotides long. RefSeq lists its product as uncharacterized. The record is from RefSeq and is a predicted model, not a curated record. NCBI's taxonomy places the organism in Eukaryota, Metazoa, Arthropoda, Arachnida, Sarcoptiformes, Pyroglyphidae.